Molecule: messenger RNA, 826 nt
Organism: Merops nubicus (carmine bee-eater)
Lineage: Eukaryota; Metazoa; Chordata; Aves; Coraciiformes; Meropidae
Product: unconventional myosin-Va-like
Exons: 7
Biological process (GO): actin filament organization; vesicle transport along actin filament
Cellular component (GO): cytoplasm; myosin complex; actin cytoskeleton
Molecular function (GO): actin filament binding; microfilament motor activity; ATP binding
Source: RefSeq, a predicted model, not a curated record
AUGAAGAAAGACCAGUAUGCCAGGGUUUGGAUCCCCGAUUCAGAAGAAGUCUGGAAGUCAGCAGAACUUCUCAGAGAUUAUAAACCUGGAGAUGAAGUCCUCCAGCUUCGACUUGAAGAUGGCAAGGACCUAGAGUAUCGCCUAGAUCCGAAGACAAAGGAACUCCCACCCUUGCGAAAUCCUGACAUACUUGUUGGUGAAAAUGACCUCACAGCGCUCAGUUAUCUCCAUGAACCUGCUGUUUUACACAACCUCAAAGUUCGAUUUAUAGACUCUAAACUAAUCUAUACCUAUUGUGGUAUUGUCUUAGUGGCCAUAAAUCCUUAUGAACAACUGCCCAUCUAUGGCGAAGACAUCAUCAAUGCCUACAGUGGCCAAAACAUGGGGGAUAUGGAUCCACAUAUCUUUGCGGUGGCUGAAGAAGCAUAUAAGCAGAUGGCCAGAGAUGAGCGAAAUCAGUCAAUCAUCGUCAGUGGGGAAUCUGGAGCCGGGAAGACCGUCUCUGCUAAGUAUGCCAUGAGGUACUUUGCCACGGUCAGUGGGUCUGCCAGUGAAGCCAAUGUUGAGGAAAAAGUCUUGGCCUCCAAUCCCAUCAUGGAGUCUAUUGGAAAUGCAAAAACUACAAGGAAUGACAACAGCAGUCGCUUUGGGAAAUACAUUGAAAUUGGUUUUGAUAAGAGAUAUCGAAUCAUUGGUGCUAACAUGAGAACUUACCUCUUGGAAAAAUCAAGAGUGGUGUUUCAGGCAGAAGAGGAGAGAAAUUACCACAUCUUUUACCAACUUUGUGCCUCUGCAGCAUUACCGGAGUUUAAAACUCUACGAUUGG